Actinia tenebrosa (Australian red waratah sea anemone) is the source of this 2431-nucleotide messenger RNA. RefSeq lists its product as uncharacterized. Gene Ontology annotation, biological process: negative regulation of DNA-templated transcription. Gene Ontology annotation, molecular function: transcription coactivator binding. NCBI's taxonomy places the organism in Eukaryota, Metazoa, Cnidaria, Anthozoa, Actiniaria, Actiniidae. The record is from RefSeq and is a predicted model, not a curated record.
UCCUAAACAUAAAACUUCACACAUUAGUGUUUGUUUCUAUUUAUUUUAUUAUUCUGAUCGAGAAAGAAUUUAUCUUCCAAAGAAGGGAAUUAUUGUAUCGAUCGACCUUAUGUAGAUCUGGUGACGAUUCGAUGUUGUUGGAGGAGAAUUGACGAGUGAGUUUUUUUGGAUCUCAAAGGUGGAGUUUCUCUUUCAACAUGGAGACUCCUUUAGACGUCCUUUCUCGAGCUGCUUCGCUGAUGAAUCCAAAACAAAGAGCUGAUCCAGAUUCAAAGUUCAUUUGUAUUGACGAUCAAUCAGAAGUUGAAUUGUCUGAAAAUCCUCGAAAAMGAAAUUAUCUUAAUCUAAAGAAUCCUGUCAAAACUGCCUGCACUCAAACAUCGCCUUUAAGUCCCUUACCAAAGACACGAAUYGAAUCAGGUCCACCACCUCUUAUUUCACUAACAAAUAAAGAACRAAUGGAUUCAACACAAGUUUCAGUCUCUCGGCCAUCAGUGAUCACAUCGACCAAGGUCAUUCRACAGCCUGUCAAUUACAUGGAACAGCAAGUAUUCCGAACACAAAGAAUGUCUACCACUGCUGGACUUCAUCGGAGAGAAAUUGUCGAAACCAGUAUGGUUGAUCCUUUUGUUGAAGAACACUUUCGGCGCAGCCUUGGCAGUGAUUACAAGCAUGUCAGCCCUAACGCAAAGACUGUUGCUGGCUCUGUGGAUGAUCAUUUUGCAAAAGCUUUAGGAGACACCUGGGCUCAAAUUAACGGAGGAAACACUAMAUCAGCAACGACAAAACCUAACACAGUACAUUCCUUGGUUUCACCAKCAACCUAACUUAAUAUGGAGUGACUUCAGGCCAAAAUGCUUGCAAUUUUUAAUAAGACAAAUUCACACUCCUGUAACCRCAGAAAGAAGAGUUAUUUGUGGUGGAGCAUUUGGAUUAACUUCCAUGGUAUUCAACGACAUUCAUUCUUUGUCUACUCUAUUCUACUUAAAAUAUACUUAUGCAGCAAGAGGAUCAUUAUUCUUCAAAAAUUAUUUUCUGAAAAUGAAUGUUGAAUGUAGAAAAUUUAUGAGUAAUCCAGUACCACAYGCAGCUGGAUUUUCAUUGCUCCCUAAGUACAGUACHGCUUUUGUAAGGUUAGGUGUAGUGCUAUUGUUUGGAUGACUAAUCUAUUGUUUUUUAAUCCAAUCAUGCAACUCGUUCCGAGCGGUACGGGUACGGGCUCGCUCAAAUCUAUAGACAAAAGUGCCAUUCAGUUUUAUUUGCUUUUUAAAAGUGCAAGAGUUUCUUAAAAAGGCAGGAAAAAAACAUACAAAACGAAAUGAAUUGUUUGAAAAGAAACCUUUCAGUCUGUUUWUUUUUACUGAAAAACUCUUAAUUCAUUUGAGAUAUUUGAAUACUGUUACAUCUACUUAAAUGAUUGGUAGGACACAGUUAUUCAAAAGUCAAAAUUUAACAGCAAUGUUUAGUCAACCUUUAUGUACUACAGUGUGUCUGCACUUGGGUAUGUGACUUUAUUUAAGUGCAGAUAGUCAAAACCAGGCUGCUAUAAAUUUUGGGCUGUUACGCCAAAAGCAUCAGCAGCACAAGAAAGGGAUAAAAAUUGUGAUAAAAAUUUCAAAAGUUUCAAAUUAUUGGGUUGUGUGUUCGAUUGAUUGUUAUAUUAUUGAAGUUUGUAGUUUUGGCAUAACAUGUGCAUAGUCAUUUUAAUCAUUGUGUCAAGGUAACUAUUAAUGUAUCAGAUUUGUUGUUUAUCUUGUYGUUGGGGCUUACAAGCUUUUUGUAGCUAUUUCUCUUGCCCUAACUUCUCUUUACUUGGCGUGAGCCAUCCAUGCAGCUCCUUUAAGCCAAUCAAGCGAGAGGGAAGUACAUAAAAAAUACAUGCAAAGCUGAUAUUCAAGAUUCAACUCACCACAAUACUCCUUUUUACAGUUCCGUUCAGUGACCACAAAAUAAUAGUUUUAAGUCAAGUCUGGAGUUGCCGAGCAUGUAAAACUAUAGUUUUUAUCAUGCAUGGCGACUUCAAUCUUGGCUUGGAACUAUUAUUCACUGAAMAGAACUAAAAAAUUGAGUAUUGUACUAUUUUAUAAAAAAAAUAGCUUUUUUGCUUUAAACAUUUUUGAAAUUCAGUUUGAUCCUAAAAUUUAUAUCUCUUAAAUCAUGUUCCAAUGUACAUUUCUUUGUAAUUAUUAAGCAUUCAUAGAUUUUAUUAGAGAAAAUAGAUGGUUAUUUGUAGUUUCUAUGCAAAAUUUAAGGAAGGCUUCAGUUUAAUUGAAGUUUUUUUAGUCUUGUAAAAUGUAAAUGAUUUUUUAUUCUAAUUGAUAACUCAUUUAAUUUAAAUCUGAGCAGAUUUUAUUGCUUGUUACUAUUUAUUAUAUAUUGCAUUAUUGUAAAUAGAGAUUGGAAUUAYGCAUAAAUAAAGUUCUGAAAAAUG